Melitaea cinxia (Glanville fritillary) is the source of this 1480-nucleotide messenger RNA. RefSeq names its product acidic fibroblast growth factor intracellular-binding protein (gene Fibp). Bases 51 to 1124 code for a protein of 357 amino acids. NCBI's taxonomy places the organism in Eukaryota, Metazoa, Arthropoda, Insecta, Lepidoptera, Nymphalidae. Gene Ontology annotation, cellular component: nucleus. The record is from RefSeq and is a predicted model, not a curated record. The transcript is spliced from 11 exons.
GACACAAAAAUCCCAAAUUCCAAAUAUUUAUAUCGGAAAAAUAACAAAAAAUGUACACAGAAGUAGACGUUUUCGUUAGUAAUUUUACACUUAUAGAUCCUGAAAUAUAUCAGUUAUGGAUCGAGGGAUGUUCGUCGAGUGAAGCAGUGACAACUCUACACCAAAGAGCUGUCAGCAAACAAACGGGAGCAACUGUAGAAUUAAUAGCUAGUGAUGUAUUGGAUCAUUACAGGACAUUCGCUUUAUUAGAACGACUGUUGACGGUGCCAUCGAAGCUCUCUGAACAAAUGGUAUUUCAAAUUGACGAACCGACAAAGCAUAUGCUCAUCGAGAAAUAUUACGACUUAGAUGAUGCGGUGAUAAGAGAAUUGCUCGGAAGAAAGUUGUCUUCGCGUCACAGAAAAGAUUUGGACGAGGUAGCAGAGAGAUCUGGAGCUCCGCUAAGGUGUUGUCGUAGACAAUUCGAUAAUGUCCGGAGAGUGUUCAAAGCGGUUGAAGAGAUGCCAGGGAACGUUGUGGCAAACAUACGUUCCACCUUUCUCAUAUCCGAGCCUCUUGCCAAAAAAUAUGGAGCAGUUGUAUUCAUAGCUUGCAUGAGGUUUGAAACGACCAAACGUAAACUUCAGUACUUGUCGUUCAACGACUUUUUCCACUGUGCACAGGCAAUAAUGGCAAGUUGGACGUACAGCUGUACGGGUCCAGAGUAUUAUGACACUGAGAUGGACAGAGAGUUCCUUCUGGAGCUCCGGGAGCUGAGGAUAUUGCUUGAUAAGGAGAAGGAGCACAAACAUUUGAUAUGCAUGCGUUUGAAACCGAAGUUAUUGGAGAAGUCCUAUCAAGAGUUGGAGCUUAAUUUUAGAUUGUACACUCGUGCGUUGGUCGGUCUCGCGUGCAACUUACACAGAGGGCGGGAGCUGAGGUCUUUGUUUAUCGACUUGCUUGAAAGAUGUAUAGAACCACUAAGGAUGGGUAGCUGGCCCAAAACUGAUCUGGCUCAGUUUCUAUGCGCUUACGAGCAAUGUGCUUUACAGAUGGAUGUUUUAAGGGAAGCGGAUCUGAAAAGCGUCUGGGAAAGAUAUAUGAGGGUAGUUAGCCAGUGUUUGUUGACUAUGUAUCAUUUGUAACAUUAGUGUUUUGUGUAUUAUCGUUUCAAUCAAAUAUACAAUUAGUAUUCAAUGUAUAAUUUGUAUACGAUUAUACAAUAUGCAAUUAUACAUCGUAUACUAAGCAUUUGUGUAAUGUAUAAUUUGCAUUAUGUUUGUAUGUAUCGGCUGGUUACAGUUUUAUUAUAUGAGAGAUAUAGAAACAAAGGUGACGCACUCCAUUUUUUUUUUGUUUUGGUUAAAUUUUAUGUUUUUCUAUUCAAUAUAGGAUAGAGAAGAAAACAUAUAACAAGUUUGAAUCAGAUUGUCACGGAGAUUUAAGGACAGAAAUAUGUAGAAAUUUGGAGAUUGCUAUGUUUGUAAUAAUCAUAAAUGGA